CACCAUUCGUAUGUAUGUGUGUGUGUGUGUGUGGAUAAUUAAUAAAUGUAUAAAGAAUUGAAAUAAUUGAUGGAGUUUUAAUAAACAUUUUCCGGUGUUUGUUUAAUUUUUAAUAAUUUGGUUGGUGUGACGUCACUUAUGUAUCACACUGACCAGCCUGUUGCUAUUGGCAACGAGACAGAUUCCAACAGCGGUUUCUUUAACUCAAUGACCACUUACUGUAAAAACAUUUUUCAUGUUUUUGUUUAUUUUACGCACACGACUGUAUAAACAAUAUAAAUAAUACCGAUGUAUGUCAUUUGGACUAAGAAGCAGUGAAAAAUUGCAGAAGGAAGCUGCAGAAAAAUUCCGUAACAUGAUGGCUGCCAUACUAGAGUAUAGGGCAACAGUAGUGGUUUCAUUACUACUACUGAUGUACUUUUUGUGGAUGGAUAUAACAUUAUAUUAUCAAAUUCAGAGUAUGCAUCCAGUAGGGUCUGUAACAUCUAAGCCGUCAAUGGAAAGCCAUGCAUUAUUUUCACCAUUUUCUGGUCUCUCUGUUAAAAUGAUGAUGAUGGAUCAAGUGAAUAACUACAUUCAUACUCCUUUGGCACAAAUUUUUAAUCAGGUUAGCCAUUUCAGUGAUGUAUUUUACUUCAUUACUCCAAAUAUGAUUAGUUUCUUGGGUGUUUUAUUUGCUCUCGCAGCUGCCAAAUGUGUUUCUGCAGACAAUUUGACCAUGCAUUAUAUAGCCGUCCUAUUAUUCCAAAUACGUACUUGGUUAGAUGCCUUAGAUGGUAUUGUAGCAAGAGCCAGGCUUGGGGUCAUACAGCACGUGUCAUUAAGAUAUACAAGUGGUUAUGUAGUUGAUGGUUUAGCAGACGCUAUUGGAUUUGGUACUUUCUUAUAUGGAUGCUAUAUCUAUCUCUGCAAAACUUUCAAUAAAUCAAAAUAUUACCUUCCAGUUCAUAAUGAUGAUGGAGGUAUUGAUAAAAAUGGAAUGACUCCUGUUUAUUCUCCUCCAAUAGUUAAUCCUGGAAAAGCAUUAUUUGUAGCUUGCUGUUUUGGCUUUCAGUUAGCCUUAAGUGCCUUCUGUUGGGAUCAUUAUGUUGAUGCAUAUCAUUCACUACUGGAAAAUCAUCAAGUUUCAGAAUCUGAAGCAAUAGUACAGAAUGAAAUAUUACGGUCUUCUGUAGUAUGGGUGAUUAUGUGGUUUUGGAGAAUAUUAAAUGCACAUUCUCUAAUGCAAAUGUUACUGUUUGCAGUGUUUAUUAAUAAAAUAUGGGAAUUUUUGACUUGGAUUCAGUAUAUUGGUUUUUCAACAAUUAUCACUUUAACAGUGUUAACUCAUUUACAUUUGCAUAGUAUUCAAAAUUACAUUGGCCACGUAUCCUAAUUUUCCACACGUGUCUAGGGC
Messenger RNA from Centruroides sculpturatus (bark scorpion), 1396 nucleotides. It is a transcript of the gene Cpes, whose product is annotated as ceramide phosphoethanolamine synthase-like. Gene Ontology annotation, cellular component: membrane. The transcript has 6 exons. Gene Ontology annotation, molecular function: phosphotransferase activity, for other substituted phosphate groups. The record is from RefSeq and is a predicted model, not a curated record. Gene Ontology annotation, biological process: phospholipid biosynthetic process. The coding region runs from base 293 to 1375 and encodes 360 amino acids. NCBI's taxonomy places the organism in Eukaryota, Metazoa, Arthropoda, Arachnida, Scorpiones, Buthidae.